GUCGUCGAGGUGUAUCGUUAAUUCAGUUUAGAAAGUGUCAGUUUUUAUAUUUCACAAUGUGUGUAUUUGUGCGCUAACAUUUUUAAUGACUGAAAAGUUUUGAGGGUAUUUUUAACAACAUUAUAUUUUAUUUUUUUGGCGGGUGAUGUACAUCUAAACAGUUUCAACAUCUGCUUAACAUCUGCUAACGCCACGGUUAACCCAAUUACGCAUGUGGAUGUGCAAUAUAAGUGCAUUAUUAAGGUAAAAUAUGCUUUACUAUCUCUUUAAAACUCUGGAAAGAUAUUUAAUGGCAAUGAAUUAUGUAGUACAGUUAUCUUGUGAUAGGAUACUGUACGCUAGAUGGCAGACGGAUCCAGUUAUUUCCAACACCGAAAGCGUAAAGUUCAGUUACCAUACCACAUAGACACAACCACCGAUUCCUUCACUUGAUUUGUAUUAUUAAUUCUUGAAGCGUAACAGCUAUUGUUUCCCAUCUCAAUUCUAAAUUGUGCAAAUAAAUGUCAAAAUGACACACUUGCCCUAAACCAUAUAGCCUACGUUUACAAUAACGCACCCGUUAUUCUCACUGCUUUCUCUGCCUUUAUUCAAAUACUUUACAUUAUACUCUUGUGUUAUAAAUAAGUCGACGAUACAUUUUUAACGUCAACAGUGAGCUUUAUACAUGAAAAACACAGAUAAGAACGCCAUUGUCGUGUAUCUAACGUUUUAAAUUGCCGAGACGACAGAAAGCACAGCUUGUGUCAUCAUUACUAUUAAAAAUGUAGACAAUAACUGCAAACAAACCAGACAAAUACAAACUUUGAGGCACUCGGAAGAAGCCAUUUCAAUUCCCACGCCAGUUUAUUUCACAUGUACGGUAGCUUAUUUUUGUCUUUCUUUCCUUUUUUUCUAUUCUAUCCAGGGUUUCUUCCUCUUUUUGUGACAAUAGGCGACCCAUACUAAUCAGGUCUCAAAGUAAAUAGCCGCGCAGGGCGAGCUCAAUGUAAAUUGUGCUUGUCAGAACCCCAGCCGUAGGUAGCAAGGAACGAGGGCUCUAACCAAUGGAGUGAAGGAGGCUUGGCUAACCUUAGCCUCCCAUUUUUCUCCCCCCAAUGCAGGGCUCUGACCAGUCAGUCGCCUUUGAUUAUCAGUUGCCAGCAACCCCUCUCUUGGCUCCUUGACAUGAGCACCAUAUAAGGCGCAGCGAUCUCCAUAGAAACGUGUCAGUUUCAAUAGUAGUGUCAAAGUUCACUAUAUACAGACAUUCGCGCAGAUCCCCGUUUCGGAAACAUUGCUCUGCGUGUCUUCCCGUUUAAGCGCAUUCAGUUUCGGGUCUCUCCUCCUUGCAUAUUCUAUUAGUUGUUGUUUUUUUCUUUUUCUUUUCUCUUUCGCUCCAUUCCUGCCGGAGAGGUGAAACUAAUGCAGAGGCACACUUUAGCGACGUAUUUUGUUUGGUUCCAGAUGAGUUUAAUUUAAAAUAUGUAUUAAAAAAAAUCAGAUCUUCAGUUUUUUUUUUUUCUUCCUCCAGUGAAGACAGGAGUAAGGUGCAAGCAAGAAGAGGAUUUAUUUCUCGUCGUACUUUGGAUCGCUUGUAUUUUUUUUUUUAUUUUUAUUUUUUUUUGUGUGUGUGUGUGUGUGUGUGUGUUGCUUUGCAGUGAAUCUGGCCUCACCGUUAUCACUGUAAAGCAAACUCUGUAAUCUCCACUCGUUCUCUCUUUUCAAGAUUGGUUUCCUGAAUGGCUGGCUGCAUUUUGCCCUGGAACUGGCCUCCCGACACUUGCAUAUUCUGAUCGGGUGCCUUUUUAAUACCACUUUUGAUUUGAAUGUAUUGAUAUUUUUCUCCGUGUCCUCUAACAGUGUAUGCGAUUGCCUGCUCAGAUUUGACUUUUCCACGCCCGUGUGUUUAAAAUAUCCUUAGCCACUUCCAAAAAAACCAGCGAUCAGCUCGCUACAUAGCACUUUUUGGGCCCGAGAUAUGGCAAUGGUAGUUAGCAGUUGGCGAGAUCCGCAGGAAGACGUGGCUGGAGGAACUCCGAGCGGCCCGAAUCCAGCAACCCAGCCGACGAGAGAGCAGCAGCAGACGGCGUCGGCAGCACCGCUUACCCCGCAAACCCCCAGCCAGCCGGGACCCCCGUCAACGCCGGGGACCGUCGUAGAAAAGCAAACGCAACAGAAUUCAGGUCAGACUCCACAGCAUAUUGAAUGUGUGGUCUGUGGAGACAAAUCCAGCGGAAAGCACUACGGUCAGUUCACCUGCGAGGGCUGCAAAAGUUUCUUCAAGAGGAGUGUCCGAAGGAACUUAACGUACACAUGCCGUGCCAACAGGAACUGUCCCAUUGACCAGCACCACCGCAACCAAUGCCAGUACUGUCGUCUGAAGAAGUGUCUCAAAGUUGGCAUGAGGCGGGAAGCGGUUCAGCGAGGAAGAAUGCCUCCAACCCAGCCGAAUCCAGGCCAGUACGCGUUGACGAAUGGGGAUCCCCUGAACGGCCAUUGCUAUCUGUCUGGAUACAUCUCGUUACUGCUGCGGGCCGAGCCUUACCCGACCUCCCGCUACGGCAGCCAGUGCAUGCAGCCCAACAAUAUCAUGGGCAUAGAGAACAUCUGCGAGCUGGCAGCUCGCUUGCUCUUCAGCGCCGUGGAAUGGGCCAGGAACAUCCCUUUCUUCCCCGAUCUGCAGAUCACCGACCAGGUAUCCCUCCUCAGGCUGACUUGGAGCGAAUUGUUUGUGCUGAACGCGGCUCAGUGCUCCAUGCCCCUCCACGUGGCCCCUCUACUGGCAGCGGCAGGCCUCCAUGCCUCUCCCAUGUCAGCGGACCGGGUUGUGGCUUUCAUGGAUCACAUCCGAAUCUUCCAGGAGCAGGUCGAGAAACUCAAGGCCCUGCACGUCGACUCGGCAGAGUACAGCUGCAUCAAAGCUAUAGUGCUCUUCACAUCAGACGCCUGUGGCCUGUCAGAUCCCGUUCACAUCGAAAGCCUGCAGGAGAAGUCUCAGUGUGCCCUGGAAGAAUAUGUGAGAAGUCAGUACCCCAAUCAGCCCAGCCGCUUUGGUAAGCUCUUACUGCGGCUUCCUUCGCUCCGCACCGUCUCCUCGUCGGUCAUUGAGCAGCUCUUCUUCGUUCGCCUGGUAGGUAAAACCCCGAUAGAAACCCUCAUCAGAGAUAUGUUGUUGUCCGGGAGCAGCUUCAACUGGCCUUAUAUGUCCAUCCAAUGAUUACAUUGAGAACAAAAAACGAGCAAAAAAGAGACUGAGGCUAAGAGGACCAAAACUAACCACCGCAACAGUAAGAAAAAAGUACAACAUCGUCAACAACAACAACAACAACAACAACAACGUUUAGGGAAACCAAGAACUCCAUAGGAUUAAAUAUGUAUGCAUAAAAAAGAAAAGGACUACAAGUGCAAAUUGAAAGGACCUCCUUCUUAUCUGUGAACGCGUUGUUUUUUUGUUUGUUUUUGUUUUUUUAAUGGAGAAAGGACCUUGAAGAUCUUUUUUGUGAACUGAGAUGGAUAUAUUCUGUACAGAAAAGGGAACUGGACUGACUCCUGUGUAGAUCCACUCACUUACAAGAACGUUGCUCUUCAUUUUGUAAAAUAUCAGUCUUAUUUUCAUUUUUUGUAAAAAAUAAUAAUAAUAAUAAUAAUAA
This is a messenger RNA of Polyodon spathula (Mississippi paddlefish), 3629 nucleotides long. RefSeq names its product nuclear receptor subfamily 2, group F, member 1a (gene nr2f1a). Gene Ontology annotation, biological process: positive regulation of transcription by RNA polymerase II; negative regulation of transcription by RNA polymerase II; anatomical structure development. The record is from RefSeq and is a predicted model, not a curated record. Gene Ontology annotation, molecular function: zinc ion binding; RNA polymerase II cis-regulatory region sequence-specific DNA binding; nuclear receptor activity. The coding region runs from base 1958 to 3196 and encodes 412 amino acids. Lineage: Eukaryota; Metazoa; Chordata; Actinopteri; Acipenseriformes; Polyodontidae. The transcript is spliced from 3 exons.